AUGACGGGGUAUGCUCCACAAAUCGUAGAGUCGCCGCCGAAGAAGGGAGGAAUCGACUAUUCCAAGUUCGACAAGAUCGAGGAUUCAGACGACGAGAAGCCCGAGAAGGCUGCUGAGACAAAGCCUGCCGAGGCGGAGAAGCCGCACUGCCACAACUGCCACAAGGACGUGCAGAAGCCACUACGCUGUGGCGUCUGCAAAAAGGUGUCCUACUGCUCAGCAGCUUGUCAGAAGGAAGACUGGUCCUUUCACAAAAGAGUCUGCAAGAAGCCUGAGGAAAAGGCCAAGGCAGCCCCGAGGAAGGCGCCAGCCUCGGAGACAAAGAGACCUGCCAAAGAGGACAAGGUCGUUGAUAACGACGAUGACGAUGUCGGCACGUGGUAUCGACAUCGAGAGUGGAAACCAACCCAAGAGCCCAAGAAGGAAUUUAAGCCGGUUCCUGUUGAGGCGAAGGCUGGGGCUCCUGCCGAGGAUUCUUCGCCGGCAAAGGCAGGUUCGGCAUGGAAUGCUGCCGGGACCUGGGAGGAGAAAGAUGUCACGGAGUUUGCGCAAAAGGGGCUCCGGGAGGCUCUAAGCAGCUUCCAGGAUGUGGAGGCCGCUGGCGGUGUCAUCAGUGCCAGCCCUGUGGAAGCUGUGGAGGGCGAGGCCUCCAAGCCUGUCAUCCGCGGCAAGAUGCGCCACAUCUUUGACUUGAACUUCCAGGUGAAGUUUGAGUUCAAGUGGAUGGACUCGUCAGGCCAGCGAAAAGCUGAAGGCAAGAUCGCCAUCAGUGACUUCACCAACGACACCUUCACAGAAGGCGCAUAG
Messenger RNA from Symbiodinium pilosum, 807 nucleotides. The record is from the annotation of a GenBank genome assembly. NCBI's taxonomy places the organism in Eukaryota, Dinophyceae, Suessiales, Symbiodiniaceae.